UCCAGUUGGUACUGAACGCAGGCGUUUAUUGAAUGAAUACUACUAGUAGUAAACAAAAGGAGGCAGGAGUACAGUUUGUUCUUCUUGACUUUUCAUUUUUAAAAUUUCUUAUUACAGUAUGUCCGAGUCGUUGCAGGCACGUGUUGCAUACAUGCUGAUUCCUUUGAAGUUUGAUCCGAUCCAAUAGAGUGUUGAUUUCAUCAUUUCCCAAGUGGAUUGAGUAGAAACUAAUAACUGUCUUCAUCUCACUCCCAGUCCCAUUCCCUCGUCAUUUCAUAUUGGCCCAUUUCACUGUCAGCAACAAAUGCGCGUGCGAAGCGUGGUGAUCUCGUUGCCUCCACUAACAGUAUAAUGACACAGUAGCGCUUUCAGUUCUUAUCAUUCCUUUCCCCACUUUCUCUCUCUUCGUCGUUUACUUCUCUCUCUAAGAUGGAACCUCUGCUCAGAGGCGAAAGCAGUGGCCGGAGACUCGGGCCGCGGCAGCGAGGAGGAGUGUUCGGUCGCGCCGAUGCUAUCGCCUACGGCUCCAACUACGAGAAAGCCGCCGCGCUCAUCGAUCUGGCUGAAGAUGGGGUUGGUAUACCUGAGAAAAUUCUUGAUUCAUCAAGCUUUCAAAGUUCUGCAAGAUUUUAUUUUAAAUUCACAAAAUGCGAUCUCAUCUGGUCUCUUAGUUACUUUGCUUUGAUAGUCCUGAAUUUCCUGGAGAAACCUCUAUGGUGCCAGAAUAGUGCACAUUCUUGCAAAGAUAGAGAGUAUUUCUUCUUGGGACAGUUGCCAUAUCUAACUCCUGCAGAAUGUCUUAUUUAUGAGGGAAUUACUCUUGUUUUGCUAAUCAUUCAUACUUUCUUCCCAUUAUCAUAUGAAGGGUCCCGUUUAUACUGGACAAAUGCUAUUAACCUAUUGAAGGCCUUCUGUCUAUUAGCUCUCGUAGCCGACAUGUUGGUUUAUGCUCUUUAUAUGUCUCCACUGGCUUUUGGUUUUUUACCUUUCAGAAUUGCACCUUAUAUCAGGGUUGUUCUUUUUGUUCUGAAUAUUAGGGAGCUACGAGAUACCAUCAUUGUCUUGGUUGGAAUGCUUGAUACAUACUUCAAUAUCUUGGCUUUGUGGUUCCUGUUUCUCGUUUUCUCAAGUUGGGUGGCAUAUGUGAUUUUUGAAGAUACAAUACAAGGGAAUACAGUAUUCACUUCCUAUGUUACUACGUUAUAUCAGAUGUUUCUUUUAUUUGCCACAGCCAAUAAUCCAGAUGUUUGGGUUCCUGCAUACAAGUCUUCGCGUUGGUCUAUCCUGUUUUUCAUUCUCUUUGUGCUGGUGGGAGUUUACUUUGUUACAAACUUGAUCCUUGCCGUUGUUUAUGACAGUUUCAGGGGUGAGCUUGUAAAACAAGUUUCUGAGAUGGACCGAAGGAGAAGAGCAAUGCUGGGAAAAGCUUUUGAUCUCUUAGACACACAUAAUGCUGGACUUCUUAACAAAGAUCAAUGCAUUAGGCUCUUUGAGGAGCUUAACAAGUACAGGACUUUGCCAAAUAUCUCUAGGGAAGAGUUUGAGUUGAUAUUUGAUGAGCUGGAUGAUAGUCAUGAUGUAAAGAUCAACAAGGACGAAUUUGCUGAUAUUUGCAAUGCUAUUUCUUUAAAAUUCCAGAAGGAGAAUGUUCUUUCUUAUUUUGAGUAUUUAACAUUCUACCAUUCACCCACCUCAAAGAGUUUGAAAGCCUUUGUGAAGAGCCCCACAUUUGGAUACCUAGUGUCCUUCAUUCUCAUACUGAAUCUGGUUGCUGUAAUUAUUGAGACAACGCUUGAUAUACAAGAAAGUUCUGCUCAAAAGGUGUGGCAAGUUGUUGAAUUCGUUUUUGGGUGGAUAUACGUAAUAGAAAUGGCUCUAAAGGUUUAUUCAUUUGGAUUUGAGAACUAUUGGCGAGAUGGUCAAAAUCGCUUUGACUUUAUUAUCACGUUGAUAAUUGUCAUUGGAGAAACUAUAACUUUUGUUUUACCUGAUGAUGGUGUGCCUUUUAUCACAAAUGGAGAAUGGAUUCGUUACCUUCUUCUUGCUAGAAUGUUGAGAUUGAUAAGGCUCCUAAUGCAUGUCAAGCGAUACAGAGGCUUUGUGGCAACUUUCUUAACUCUUAUACCAAGUUUGAUGCCAUACUUAGGGAUCAUAUUUUGUGUGUUGUGUAUUUAUUGCUCACUUGGUGUACAGAUUUUUGGGGGAAUCGUUAAUGCUGGAAACCCUGAUCUGGAAACCACAGACCUUGCUGCUAAUGACUAUUUGCUUUUUAAUUUUAAUGACUAUCCAAAUGGGAUGGUGACCCUGUUCAAUUUGUUGGUCUCAGAGGUUUGGUUAGAAUUGAUGGAGAGCUACACGGAAUUAACUGGGACUUCUUGGACCUAUCUGUACUUCAUUAGCUUCUACUUGAUUACUGUGUUGCUGCUUUUGAAUUUGAUUAUUGCUUUUGUCUUGGAGGCGUUCUUCGCUGAAAUUGAACUUGAGUCAUCAGAAACUUGUGAUGGAAAUGAGAAGGAGCUUGAGGGAGAUCAAUAUCGAAGGCGACGAUCUGUUGGCACAAAAACACGAAGCCAAAGGGUUGAUGCUCUUCUGCAUCAUAUGUUGAGUUCUGAGUUGUGUCAAGAUCAGCCUUCCAAUGCAUAAACCUGAUAAAAUCCUUUCGCAGGAUGCACAAAGGAGCCUACUUUAUUCAUUGAAGCUUAUACCAGAUUACUGUGCUAUAUAUCCCCGUCUUCUUGUGCUAUUUGACAGACUCUGAUAUGGAACGAGGGAAACAAAUGCAAAUAUCUCCAGUUAUCUGGAGGUUACGUGAAAUGUGAUUUUUCCUUGUUUGUGGGAAAAGCACGUGAUCAAAAUGCUUUGAUGAAAAUGUGCUGAAUGAGAUUAAAAAUCAUAAAGUAGUAGGAUGUUAUGUUCCACCCGGUUAGGAUGUAGGUUCAUUCUUAUUAGUUUGUGUGUUGUAAGGGCAACCUUUUAUAAUUUUUUAUUUGUCAUUUCCUAGCUGGAUUUUAUUUUUGUAUAUUUACUACCAAUACAAUUUUGUGGGAGUGCAAACUAUCAGUAGUUUUAUUUUGUUCCA
Molecule: messenger RNA, 3079 nt
Organism: Lotus japonicus
Lineage: Eukaryota; Viridiplantae; Streptophyta; Magnoliopsida; Fabales; Fabaceae
Product: two pore calcium channel protein 1
Exons: 24
Coding region: 430-2643 (737 amino acids)
Biological process (GO): transmembrane transport; calcium ion transport
Cellular component (GO): plant-type vacuole; vacuolar membrane
Molecular function (GO): calcium ion binding; voltage-gated calcium channel activity
Source: RefSeq, a predicted model, not a curated record